Molecule: messenger RNA, 1210 nt
Organism: Brassica rapa (field mustard)
Lineage: Eukaryota; Viridiplantae; Streptophyta; Magnoliopsida; Brassicales; Brassicaceae
Source: RefSeq, a predicted model, not a curated record
GAAAUCAACAGAUCUCAAGACUUCAUGAAUAUAAAUAGUAAAUAUUACAUUUCCCUAAUCAGAAUGUCUAAAUCACCUUAUACACCAAAACAAUAUGCAAGUAAAUCACUAGGAUAUUCUCCAAUAAUCAACAAGCUCCAAAAUAACUAAUACACUUUCCAUUAUUACUUUGGGCACUAAAAUAUAACCCUACCAAAUGUACAAACUCUAAUUAAUUUCAGCUCUUAUAAAUAGAUUCUCACAUUUCUUAACUCUUCUUCCUCGUUCUCGAUUCACAGUUCUGGUUGGCUUGGCGUGAACCUUGAGUUUUGAGGAAUAUAAAACAUGCACCAAGAAACUCUGCAUUACUAUAAUCUGUGGAAACUUGCUGUCCAAGAAAGAGACGAAGCAAAGGAACAACUGAUGCAGUCACUCGCCGAAGCCUCUCAGUUACGGCAACUCUUCGACACCUUACUGUUGUACGAAGAACAAAUACGCUGUCAUCAGCCAGAAACCAAAGAUGAAACUACUCAAAACUGUAAUCACAAUCACUUCCCCGUAGAUUCUCCGUCGCGGCUCUCCUCUCCAUCGCCGUUGGAUUUUGGCUCGAGUGUCUAUUCGUCGCCGUUGGAUCCCACCUUCCCGUCGAGUCAGAUGCAUGUUGUCGCUGAGAAGACGAGGGAUUACGAGACAGUUGUGCUGGAGAUGAUCGGUGGAGUGUUGCCGGAGAACGGUAAGUUUUUUAAGGCGGUUAGUGAAGCGGGAUCGUUGGUCGAGUCGAUGUUCGUAACCGGUCCGGUUCCGAAAUGGAAAAAUCCUCCGGUUCUGUUGUCGAGUCAAAUAACGGUUUUAAGUAAUAGCAACGCUGGGAAUUGGAAUUACGGUGGUUUGGAGUUUGGUUCGGGGAUCCCAAACCGGUCUUCUUCAGGCAAAAUGUCACAGUUCGGUUUGAUGUCUUAAGUUUCCGCAUGAAGUUUAUUAGGUUUGGUUCGUGUAUUGUUUCUAUUUUCUUUUGUAUUGCUAAAUAAUUUAUCAGAUCCAAUAAAAAGAAUAUCGAUUUGAGGUUGAUGCAUGGUGUUCAUACAAUCAUACCUGACACUUUUGGAGUCAUCACAAAUCACUACACCAACAUGUUUGAAUUUGAAGGCACAUAACAUGCGUAUCUUCAUACAGGGUGAAUAAUACAGUCACUGGCACAUAACAUGCCUCUCUCAUAUUUUGUAUUCAUUGG